Messenger RNA from Dipodomys spectabilis (banner-tailed kangaroo rat), 384 nucleotides. Its product is annotated as gametocyte-specific factor 1-like. The record is from RefSeq and is a predicted model, not a curated record. The transcript is spliced from 6 exons. The coding region runs from base 1 to 384 and encodes 127 amino acids. Lineage: Eukaryota; Metazoa; Chordata; Mammalia; Rodentia; Heteromyidae.
AUGGAAAAAGAGGAAUCUGUGGAUCCUGAGAGGUUGUUGCAGUGUCCCUAUGAUAAAAAUCACAAAAUCAGAUCAUGCAGGUUCCCAUACCAUCUUGUGAAAUGCAAAGAGAAUCAUCCUGACAUUGCUGCCAAAUUGGCUACUUGUCCCUUUAAUGCUCGUCACCUGGUUCCACGAGAUCAACUCACUGAACAUAUUGCAACUUGUAUGGACAAAACUUCCCUUGAAGAUGAUGUAGAAUCCUUGGAAGAUCCUAGCCCAAGUUUUGUUUGGGGAUUCACUCAUCACAUCAAUUAUGAUAGUGUAAAUGGCAGUAUCUUCAAUUGCGAGGAAUACUUCUGUCUCAUUGAGGAUGUUAUGGAAUCUCCUGCUCUUAAUACUUGA